AGACAGCAUUUCCUUCACAAGUGUAUCGUCUGCCGACGACCGUCAGACAUAUUUAUUUCAAGCAUUAUUUCAUUUCGUUCCGAAGGAUUACAUACGAAUAAAUCACAUUAGGAGUUACGGCGCAAAAAGGAGAGACUGUCUCUCAGAAAUGAUGGAAAUUGAACUGCCUAAAAUGCAUCCAAGCCAACAGGAUAUGGAGCUUAUAGAUAUCCUUUGGAGACAGGACGUGGACCUGGGAGCAGGGAGGGAGGUGUUUGACCUCAGCUACAGACAGAAGGAGGUAGAAUUGCGUCGACAGCGUGAGCAGGAGGAGGAGAAGCAGCAGCAGCGUUUGCAGGAACAGGAGAAAGCUCUGCUUGCACAACUCCAGCUGGAUGAGGAGACUGGGGAGUUUGUGCCGCGGACUGCACCUGCCACCAGCGCUCUGACGCAUGCGAACACGACAAAUACCGAAAUCACACAGAAUGGGGCAUUCGCUGAGGAGGGAGACGCCAUGUCAUUUGAUGAGUGCAUGCAGCUCCUAGCUGAGACUUUUCCCCUGGAUGAGCCAGCAGAGCCAGCUCCGCCUUGCCUGGAUCCCUCGAUUCUCCCUUCCACAGAGCUUAUGAUGCCCCCAGACAUGACCGGCUUUAACCAGAAUCCUUUGUUGCCAGGCUCUCUGGAUCAAGCCUGGAUGGAGUUGCUCUCACUCCCAGAGUUGCAGCAGUGUCUGAGCAUACAGAUGCAGGACACGUUGGAUAUGGAUGGAUUUAUGAACACAAGCCAAUCUUUAGAAGUACAGGACCCAAACUACAGCCAAUACCUGCCUGGGAUAGACCAUCUCUCCUCCACCCACACAGAGGUGUGUCCUCCUGAAUACAUCACCACCUACGAUGGAUCGUUCAACACUAUGGUUUCACCCAACCUCAGUCAGAUGAGCCUGAACGGCCCAGAAGUGAGCUCAGAGUUUGGAUCUGAUGAAUUUUGUAAUCUGUUUCAUCCUGAAAUGGAAGUUAAAGUAAACAGCGGCUCUGUGACCUCUGAUGGAGGAAAUAUGGUCAGCCAACUUGCUGAGACUCCCAGCGAUCCUCCUGUAAACCCCAUGGAUCUUCAAAGCUUCUCUCCUGCAAACUUCGGCUUGGAAAAACCAGAAACUAUGGCAGAAUUCCUGGAUUCUGAUUCUGGGUUGUCUCUGGACACCAGUCCUCAUAUGAGUUCUCCAGGAAAGUCUUUGCAUGGAGACGGAUCCUACAGUUUUAGUGACUCAGACUCAGAAGAUAUGGAUGGUAGUCCGGGAAGUGCAGAGUCAGAUUAUUCUGAGAUAUUCCCGCUGGUUUACAACUGCGAUGGUGCUCAGCUUUCUCUCUCAGAUAAAUCCAUGGUAGAACCGCAGGAGAUGAAAGUGAAGAACCCAAAGAUAAAGCCGGCAGAGGCCAGUGGCUACUCCAAACCUCCUUUCACCAAAGACAAGCAGAAGAAACGCUCCGAGGCCAGGCUCUCCCGUGACGAACAGAGAGCAAAAGCCUUGCAGAUCCCCUUCACUGUGGAUAUGAUCAUCAAUCUUCCUGUAGAUGAUUUCAACGAGAUGAUGUCCAAACAACAGCUCAAUGAAGCUCAACUCGCCCUCAUCAGAGACAUCCGCCGUCGAGGCAAGAACAAGGUCGCUGCGCAGAACUGCCGCAAGAGGAAGUUGGAGAACAUCGUGGGCCUUGAGUACGAGCUGGACUCGCUGGAGGAGGAGAAGGAACGCCUGAUGAAGGAGAAAAGUGAACGUAGUACCAGUUUGAGAGAGAUGAAGCAACAGUUGAAUACUCUGUACCAAGAGGUCUUCAGUAUGCUUAGAGAUGAGCAGGGCAGGCCUUUCUCACCCAAUGAAUACUCCCUUCAGCACACCGCCGAUGGCACGGUUUUCCUCGUUCCUCGCCUUAAAAAGACUCCGGUUAAGAAUGACUAGAUCUGUUCCUUCUUCUCUCCCCUUCCAUUCUUGCUUCUAUUUUUUGGUAAUGCUUUUCUCUUGCUAACACCGUGUCCUAAUGAGGCACAACACGAUAGCAACAAGUGAUAAAAGCUAUGUCUUUGUCCUAACCAGCAAUUAUCACAAUAUAUAAGUGGUAGAGCAAUUAGUUGGUCACUUCAUGCUAUUUCUUGGUCAGUUCUAUCUUGUUUCUAUUUUUUUGUGGCAUUGCGCUGGUUAGCCCCACCUACCGUGAAAUCUCGUGGUCAAAAAUCCUGUUCUGCAUAUCUGUGUUAUAUUAAUGAUGUGUUCCAUUCAACUGAAAAGUUGGAAUUUUCCAACUUCCUACUUUGAAAAGUGCAAUAGAACGCCACUUGAUGUCGCACUUCCAACUUGGAAACUCUGUACACCUAUAGAAUAAAUGCUAGCAAUUCAACAUAAUUUGCCAACUUGGUUCCAGUUUUGUUUACUCGCAUGUAAUUUUCCAAGCAUCUGGCAAUGGAAUAUCUAUAUGGUUGAAGAUCAAAGACGUCAAGUCUUGCACAUUCAGCUUGAAAUGGAACGCAGCAUAAACUUUGAAUAUGUUCUGAUUGGCUGCAAUUGUCACAUCGCGCUGUUUCGCAUAUAGUGCAUCACGCCUGGUUAGGAUUUGGUGCAAGUUUUAUGAAAAAGAAAUACUAAAUAGGAGUGUAUUUUGCUUAUGUACAUCAACUGUUGAAAUGGCAGAACUAUUAUAUAAGUUUUGCAUAUUCUGCUUUCCUAAUAUUCUUAAUAUCUGUUUGAUUUUGUACUCCUUUAUAUUUUCUCUGAGAUUCUUUUACCUACCUGGUUUGUAAAUACAUUUAUACUUUAUUUGCUAUUGAGAUGGACAAAUGUACUGUAUAUAAAAAUAGAUUCUACAUUCUUGUAUGCUAAUAAUUGUUGUGACCCUUUUAAGUCUGCACUUAAGUCAGUUUUUAUAUCUUAAUUUACAAUUCUAUUGCUAUUUUAUCUCUGGACUUUAUGGCUUUAUGAUAAAUAAAUAUUUAAAACAGUGA
Myxocyprinus asiaticus (Chinese sucker) is the source of this 2970-nucleotide messenger RNA. RefSeq names its product nuclear factor erythroid 2-related factor 2-like. The coding region runs from base 149 to 1933 and encodes 594 amino acids. Lineage: Eukaryota; Metazoa; Chordata; Actinopteri; Cypriniformes; Catostomidae. Gene Ontology annotation, biological process: cellular response to oxidative stress; regulation of transcription by RNA polymerase II. Gene Ontology annotation, molecular function: DNA-binding transcription factor activity, RNA polymerase II-specific; RNA polymerase II cis-regulatory region sequence-specific DNA binding. Gene Ontology annotation, cellular component: nucleus. The transcript is spliced from 5 exons. The record is from RefSeq and is a predicted model, not a curated record.